Messenger RNA from Symbiodinium sp. CCMP2456, 2373 nucleotides. The record is from the annotation of a GenBank genome assembly. Lineage: Eukaryota; Dinophyceae; Suessiales; Symbiodiniaceae.
AUGGAAAGAAGUCCAACUGAGAUCAUUGAUGACGACGACAAGGACCUCGAGGAGGAGGGGGACACGGAACUUCAGGAAGCAGGACCUGGAGGUACCUCGACGGACUUGACGGAGAGGGGAGCAAUGAACGUUGACGAUGUGGGAGGGAGUCCUGGGCGAAGCAAGAGAGCUAGAGACGCUGGACUGCCUUCGAACUCUGCGGCUCCUGCCCCGCGACGUGAUCGACGUGAACGCCGGGGUGCCGAUGAUGAUCCAGCCGGGGAUGAUGUGCCGGUUACCUCGCGCGAGUUCCGGGCCCUCCUGAACGAGCACUUCCAGUCCAUGACGGCCAACUGGGCGCAAAUUUCCUCGAGGCUGGGGGGCGUCGAGAAGGAAGCGGUCGAGGACAGGAAGGUGCGGGCGGUGCUCUCCUCCAGGGUGACACAAGUCGAGCGCAAAGGGGCGGACCUGGAAGUCAAAGUUCACCAACUGACCAAGGCAGUCGAGGACAUCAAGCAAGAAGCUGCGGCGAAGAAGAGAGAGCCGCAAGGGGAUAAGAACGAUGAUCCCUGGGCUGAGUACUACAAGGCGAAUAGGAUUCCGUUUGGUCCUGGAAAUGCUGGUCCUGCUGCACGUCCUGACGCUCCUCCUCCUCCUGGUGGCAGUGGGCCGAAUGGCGCUCCUCUGGGACGUGAAGAACUCACUGAGGAAGACAAGCGGAUGCUAAUCAUUGGGGGGUGGAGUCAAGAUACGAAAAAACAAGUUAUCAUCGAAGAAGGGGGAGAGUUCCUGAAGAGAGCGGAGAUCGCGGAGCUGCUGGAUCAAGAUGAACUUCUGGUCUGGGGGCCUCGUCGCUCUUUUGGGGUGCUCAAGUUCAAGAUCCAGAACAUGGCGGGGACGCGGGACAGAAUGUGGAAGGUGAUCCAGAAUCUGCGAGCUCGACCUGUGCAUCUUCGCUCCACGACAGCUGGUGGGGGCGAGGGUAAAGUGAUGUGGGCCUCCUUCACCAAGACACGAGAGGCCAGGAAACGUUCGGCCCAUGGGUCGUUGAUCCGCCGAGUUUGCACCGGACUCGUCAAGGAUGCGAUGAUGCAACGUGAAGCACAUAAUCCUCAAGGAGCAGAAGAAGGGUCGUACGACGUCGACUGGAACUCGGGGACGGUCUGGAUGGGCGAAUGGAAAAUUGGGUCGAGUACGCACAGACACCCGAGAGGAGACAGCGUGAAGCUCCUAUCGUCGGGAUGGAUCGACAUCAUGGCCAUGGCUCAUGCAACUGGUGUGGUCUUCGAUACCGCCCUUCGGGACACUACCGAAUGCUUUACAUGGCUGUCACACCAAAGUCCGGGGCAAUGGCGGGGUGUUGGUGUUGGAAUAUCUCAUGAUUUAUAUGACAGUUGGACGGACCGGAUCGCCUUCAACAAGGGAGCAGCAUGGGUCGUCCGUUUACGCAACCAUCGUCGCCUUAUUCUGGGGUCGCUGCACCUGCCGACUGGGGUGUCUACGUCUGUCUAUCACAAGGCUGUACAAGAAUUUCGCCACGCUUUAGCAAGAUGGCACCCUGACCUUCCUUGUUGCCUUGGGGUGGAUGUGAAUGAAGUCGUGCUCUGGACCCACGCGGAUGAGAGUGAAGCCGAUGGUAAUGUCCCUCUUUCGUCGGGGGCGAAAAUUGACAAGUUCCUCGAGGCCGUGUCCAACGUCAACCUUCGACUCUGCCCUCCUCGUUACGACGAUAGGUGGAAGCCCACUCACUACCCAAGGGACGCAUCGCGCAGUGGUCGUCACAUCGAUGCGGUGACAUGCCGCCUCCUGUCAUGUUCUUCCGUGGUGGUCAACGAGGAUGUGCGUUUCCAUAUCAACACAGAUCAUGCCAGGAUGGACUUCGACAUUGAACUACAGUGCACCAAGUGGGGGCGACGGCGUGACACCAGAGCAAAGUGGGUCAACUGCGAGCAUCCUUUGCCGGAGCCUGGUUCUUGGGAAGAAGUACGCGAAUGUGCUCGUCGCCAUACUGCUCCUCGGAAAAAGGGACGUUACCGUGACGAUGUUGAAGUCAAGGAGGCAAUCCAACGUGCUCGUGCUCAACGGGAUGAAGCUGCCAAACUGGCCUGGAAAGAGGUGCACUACUUGAGAAGGAAACACAAACGUGCUUGGCAGAGGAACCGUGUCUCUCGCGUCCUGAGUGGGGAUUGGCUUGCGUAUCGUGACAUUCAAGCUGAGAAGAAGAAGCGUAAUUGGUGGGGGAAACUCCUGAGCAGCAAGAGCUCGUGUGAAGUUGCGGGGGAGGUUGAGGCUCAGCUGAAAAAGAAAGUGUGGGUCGAGGAUCUUGGAUGGGACGAUCAGUUGUCCAAACGAAUUUCCUCUGUCUGCUGUUGGCCCGGAUGGGGUUGGGGUUGA